ACCGCUGCCACUACCGCCGCGUCUAUUAUUUUUUCUCCUGUCGCCGCCGCCGCAACAGCGUUCGAUUAUAUUUUACUCGUCCGUCUUCUCGACUAAGUCGCCGCCGUCAUUAUUAUUUGGUCGAGUCUAUCUCCACAGUCGUCGUAGCCAUCGUCGUCGUCGUUCUCACCGUCCGUGAGAUUGUAUAUUUAUUUUAUUUUCGUUUAAUUUUUUCCCCGACCGAUCGUAGUCUUCGUCGUUGUUGUUUUCCUGCACCAUACAAUAAUAAUAUUAUUAUCGCAUUCAAUCGCUGUAUUAUUUUCACGUCAUGCAGGACUUGCAUCGCCUUCUCCGCCGUCGUCGCCAUCGUCAUCGUCGUCCGCAAACCUCCACGGCAGUCUAAUCAUUUAUUGGGAUAGCUAUACUCUACACAGUGUUGUUAAAGUUUACGUUUAAGUUCAUUCAGUUGUUAUUGUUUCGUGAACAUCACACUAUACCUACCAGUCACUACUUGGCCAUGCGGUACAUUACGACCGUGAUGAAUCGUGUUAUUUUGGCGUCGUUCUUCUUAGCCAGCGUUGCGAGAUGUUACAAUUACGAUGAGGUGUUGCGGUUGUCACUCAUGUUCUACGAAGCGCAGAGGUCGGGUCACCUGCCUGCCAACAACCGCAUCCCGUGGCGAUCCGAUUCUGCGACCUCAGACAAAGGACAGAAUGGCGAAGAUUUAUCCGGAGGAUAUUAUGAUGCCGGUGAUUUUGUGAAAUUCGGUUUCACUAUGGCCAGCACGACGACUAUUUUAGCAUGGGGAUACUUGAGUUAUAAAGACGCAUACGAGGAAGUUAACGAAUGGGAAAACGCAUUAGGCUCGAUUCGUUGGGCCGCGGAGUACUUUAUCAAGUGUCACGUUAGCGACUACGAGUUCUACGGGCAGGUGGGAGACUUUAGCCUGGACCAAGGUUUUUGGGGUCGACCAGAAGACAUGAAUAUGUCUAGGCCAUCAUACAAAAUCGACAAAAACCGACCAGGUUCCGAUUUGGCCGGCGAGACGUCUGCCGCUCUUUCUGCUGUAUCUAUAGUGUUUACCAAAAUCGAUGCCAAUUUUUCCGCCAGUUGCUUAAGUCACGCUAAACAACUGUACUUGUUCGCUACUCAGUAUAGAGGGCUGUACCACGACGCCAUCAAAGGAGCGGCGCAAUAUUACGAAUCAACAGAUUACGGCGAUGAAUUAACAUGGGCCGCGGCAUGGCUGUAUAAAGCUACAAAGGAGUCACAGUAUUUGGAAGACGCUGAAUACAUGUACAUGAAGUACAGACUAAAAGAACGGCCGAACGAAUUUUAUUAUAACAAAAAAGUCGCAGGCGUACAGGCUCUUCUAGCUGAACUAACUAAUCAAUCCGAGUACACCGAAGCAAUUCAAAAUUUUUGCGACUACAAUUUAUACGUUCAGAAGAAAACGCCUAAAGGACUGUUGUACAUCGAAAAAUCUGGUACAUUGUGUCACGCUGCGAACAUCGUGUUUUUAUGCUUGCAGGCUGCCGAUAUCGGUAUAAUGUCAACGCAAUACCGAGAAUUUGCAAAAGAACAAAUCCACUACAUACUGGGAGAUGGAGGACAAAGCUUCGUUGUAGGAUUCGGUAAAAACUACCCAUUACAACCACAUCACGCAGCAAGCUCGUGUAUGGACCGUCCGGCUCCGUGCGACUGGGAAGCUUAUCGGAGCACCAAGCCCAAUCCGCAAGUGCUGUACGGCGCGUUGGUCAGCGGACCCGACGAGAACGACAACUACAAGGAUCUGCGGGAGGAGUACAUCUACAACGAGGUGACGUUGGAUUACAACGCGGGCUUUCAGUCAGCCGUCGCCGGGCUCAAACACCUGGAACUGCAGGCCGACCGGAACAAGGCCCUUCUGAACACCGAUAACGGUGUGCUGUUCAACGGAAAUUGGACCGAACCGUCUGCCGCAGCAUCCAACUCGACGGACGCGUGAUUUUCCCAGAUCAUACACCGCCUGAUCACCUCAUUUCAUUUCUGUUUCUUAAAAUCAAAAUAAAAAUAAAAAAUGUAUAUGUUUUCUUUGAACCGGAGACGAUGAACCCGCAGACCGCGAAACAGAUCACCGCCUAGCGUCAUCAUGACAUCCAAAAUAUUAUUAUUAUUGACGACGGUGACGAGUCGCAUAAUAUACACGCGUAGGUAUGUGGUACAUACAGGGGGAGGAGCGAUAAUAAAUAUUCAAUUUACAAACUCUCUCUCUCUUUUUUGAGGACUAAAUUAAAGAGAGGAUUUACGGCAUUUGUUUGUUUACAAAGAUUAUUUCUUUUUCUUUUUUUACUAACUGUUUGAGACCAAACUGAAAAUUUCUUACAUUUUUGAAAUUCAAAAUUUUGUUAAAUAAUAACACGAUAAUAAAAUCGUGUGGUACUAAAAGGGCCAUAUGGAAAAUACGAGAAAUAAAAAUAGUAUUCUACUGUACUUACAUUAAUACCGAUAUCGAACUCGAUUUUUCUCAAAUUGUUUGAUUAGAACUAUUCGAAUAUCUUAACGUUAUGAAUGUUCGAAAACCUAUCUCUAAUUAUAAAAAUAUUGUCGGUUGUAUUUGGUCAAAAGUUAUUAGGUUUUAUUAAAAGCCUAUGGUUUUAUAUCAUAAAAGUUUAUAUAAAUAUUGUAUCCUCGGUCGGAGUGGAUACCUGCCACAGCCGCACGUAGAACGCAGCGCCGACGCCAACGUUUUGGAAAUUUCUAUAUUUUUGUGGUAGGUAUCGAUGACUCGUGUACCACGACGUCACCAAUGUAUAAUAAUAUAUUAUAGUAUUUUGGCUGAUAGAUUGACACGCUGGUGUGUAUUACGUUUCGCAUAAUAGAUUUCGUGGAACUAUACUGCCCGGACUCAAUGUUCUGAUACAUUUAGGCACUUACAUAGCUGUGGGUGCAUUUUGUGUUGUAAGCGAGAGAGUAUAUUUUUCGUCCCAACUCAGUGAUAUAUUGUUAUUAUCAUUCAAGUCUUCGGUGAUAUAAAAACAUGUCAGAUAAUUUUUAUUUUAUGUUAUUUAUUUAUGUGUUGUAGUAAAACUUAGACUAUUACGAAAUAUAUUAUAUUAUAUAUAUUUAAUUUAAACUAAA
Molecule: messenger RNA, 3099 nt
Organism: Aphis gossypii (cotton aphid)
Lineage: Eukaryota; Metazoa; Arthropoda; Insecta; Hemiptera; Aphididae
Product: endoglucanase A-like
Exons: 9
Coding region: 497-1966 (489 amino acids)
Biological process (GO): carbohydrate metabolic process
Molecular function (GO): hydrolase activity, hydrolyzing O-glycosyl compounds
Source: RefSeq, a predicted model, not a curated record